Molecule: messenger RNA, 2899 nt
Organism: Ciona intestinalis (vase tunicate)
Lineage: Eukaryota; Metazoa; Chordata; Ascidiacea; Phlebobranchia; Cionidae
Source: RefSeq, a predicted model, not a curated record
AUAACUUCAAUAUAUGAACUGUAAUGCACAGUAAAGUAUCUUCGUUUCUUUCGAAUCAAGAAAUUAGAAAAGACAAUAUUUUUUAAAAUGAAGUUUCAUAUUUUGUCAUUUUUAUUGUUGAUAUUGUCUGUGAGAAAAAGUGCUUCGGUUUUAAAUCAAAUUAGAUGGUGUGAUACAAGCAUAGAUAACACAACCCAAGUGUGGAAGUCGUAUAAUGAUUCAACAUCUGCUUGUGUUAAGUGUGGGUCAAUAUAUAGACUAUUUGAAGACAGAAGUCAAGUAGACACCUCUUGUUGCGUGGGUGGUGCGUUCACAGGGACCAGGUGUUCUGUUCCUUGUGGAGGGGUGACUGUCGCUUGUCAAAACCAGAACACUUUCUGCGUGAAUACACCGCAGCAAUCUUGUGAUGGCUACAAUGACUGUGGAGAUGGCACAGAUGAGAUUAAACUUUCACAAAUUACACCCGGGUGCACUCAGUGUGAAAAUAAUCAGUUUCAAUGCAAAAUGGUAUCAAUAUUCCCACAAUGUUUUCCCAGAUCCAAGGUAUGUGACGGGGUAAAGAACUGUGUGGCAGGCUCCGAUGAAAUCAAUUGUUUAUACCACGGUGGAAGGUGCAGGGGGUUUCUGUGUACCAACAUCCCACAAUGUAUUGCUGAGAAUGAGGUAUGCAACGGGCACAAGGAUUGUUAUGAUGGUUCAGAUGAGGAAGGUUGUUACCUUGGAUGUCAGGGUCACUUCCAUUGUAACAAUACUGGGAAGAUGCAACAACUUCCAUUGGGAAAAUGCAACGAUAAUGAAACCGUUGUGACAAACAAAGUGUGUGAUGAUGUCAUAGACUGUGGGAACAGCGCAGAUGAAUCAAACUGUCACAGUUGGACAGCAUGGAGUAGCUGGCAGCCAUGUUUGUGCCCAAACAACAACCAAGCUGGAGAAAAAGUUAGAGCUCGAAAAUGUGUCACACACACUAAUGUAAACACUCAUGUCAAUGGAAAAUGCAAUGGAUUAAACACUGACACAUUGAAUUGUAACUGCACAUUAGAAACAACAACAACUGCAGCACAAACAACAGAUGCAACAACAACAACAGAAACAACAACUACGGCACCAGUUGGGACAAGCCCGCCACUCAGCGAAAGCAUGAUUGCAAUAAUUUCGGUUGGAAUCUUAGCCGGGAUAAUUCUCAUAGUAAUUAUCAUCCUACUAACCUAUGCGUGCUGGAACAAAAGAGUUACAGACAAAAGAAAAAGAGCGAUAAGUCAACACUACAACCCACAAAGCAUUGACCCACUUUACCCCACCAACAACACAUUAAUGCAGAGCACACAUACACUGCCUAUUUCCACAAAUACAUUAGGAAGAUCUCCUAUGUCCAACUUUUCCCACUCCCCAUCACAAAAGAACCAAAACACCCCGCUACCUGCAACACCGGAUUCAAUAGAACCACCAUAUGAAAGUAUAUCGGACUUACGAGCAAAGCAAAUUGACCCGUACGCACAAACUGGGGUUUCUUUGUUUGAUACUUCACCUACACGAGACUAUACUUCAUCAAUGACAUCACCACCCCCUCUCCCACAAAGGUCAGCUUCCCUAAUGUCCCUCUCAAGUCUUGGGGUAAAUGAAAUGGGGCAUAAACCACACAGAGAACGAACAAUAUCAAGAUUUCCAGCAGAAGAAUUGGGUCACCCUCCAAAAGCCCCACUACGUAAAACAAAGAGUGUCGAUACAUUAGACAAGGAUGGUUACAUAGUUCCCAUACCUUCAGUUAGAAGACCGAGAACAAAAUCAAAAUCUGUUGAUCUUGUUUUGCCACCGCUUAAAAAUGACCAAUAUGCCACAAUGCAAGCAUCACCAGAACACAGAGUGAGCAGCGCAAGUGCCAACAGCAGCCCCUACAAAAACCAUGUCCGAAAAUAUUCAAGAGAGAAUGCUCUAACUGCUCACCGCUCGACAGCAGCACCACGGCGAAGAUAUAGGAAUAGGCAACAUAAAGAUGGGAAUGGCAGUAGGUCGUUGUACGUUGCAAGAGCUAGAGGCAGCACAUCAUCAGAGCGAGCGUAUCAUUCCGAUACAUAUGCAAGCAUGAGUGGAUCAAUCAGUUAUCAGGGUGAUGUUGACAGCGAUUCUGGGUACGAUGUGUCACGAAUGUCAUCAUCAGAUUUUAUUCCUCCUGGCACACCAUAUAAGGUAUCACCAAUGAGGAAGAAGGGAGGGGAACAGAUAAGUCCUCCACCGUUUGAUCCUCCCAAGUUAAACAGAAGAAGGAUUUCAUCCUUGGAUGAUCUGACAGCAUCCGGAUUGGGAGGGAAAAAGUUGAUUUACACAACACUUGCUACAGCUACAGAUGAAGAAGAGAGUGCAGAUGAGAAAAAGGAGAAAAAAGAGAAAAAUAAAGAAGGCUACACAAACGUGUUGCCUAAAUCAAAAAAAGAAGAACCCCAGCUAACUAAUGGAAGUGCUAGUAAUAAACACCAGGCAACACUGAAUGGAUCACCGUUUCAUGAAUACGGCAAAUUAAGCCCUGUAGUGUCACCUAGUGAUAAGUACCCUGAUCAAAACGAAACUCAUUAUGAUGUCAUAUUCAGAGACAGUUUACAAUCACAACAUAAUGGCAACGACAAUCGAGAAGGAUUUCUAUAAAUAUUGUAACUGAUUCUGAUUGUAAAACUAAUUUAUUACCGCUUUUUUUGUGAAUACUUGAAUUUUCAACUACAAUUUGUGCACAAACAUUUUUUCAACCUUUAUAGACACAUAGUAUUUUGUAUUUUAUUUUUAUAUAAAAAUGAUAACACAUUAAUUUUUCCUACUUAGUACACUGUAGUUCAAACCACUGCCUUUCCACCAAAAAAUUAAUUUGUGAUUAGGUACAAAAGUUUCUAUAAUACACAAUUAAAAAAGCAUA